Messenger RNA from Cyphellophora europaea CBS 101466, 879 nucleotides. RefSeq lists its product as uncharacterized. Lineage: Eukaryota; Fungi; Ascomycota; Eurotiomycetes; Chaetothyriales; Cyphellophoraceae. The record is from RefSeq and is a predicted model, not a curated record. Bases 1 to 879 code for a protein of 292 amino acids. The transcript has a single exon.
AUGAACACGACAGCAUGUCUGAUGAAUCUGCCCUCGGAGAUCCGGGAACUCAUCUUGCUCCAUCUCUUCGACACACCUCAACUUAUUCAUCUUCGAUCACCUGCCCAUUGCCGACUCCGAGCAUCGAGAAUCGACAAAGAUGACGCCAGCGGUGCCUUGUCUGUCGCCCGACUCCUUCGCCAAGAAGCUGUCCCGAUAUACUUUACCGUCAACACUCUCGUAUUUCGCCACACCUCCGAUGUGCUGGAGUUCAUGAGCGAUGUCCGAAUCAGUCAAGGUGUGAAAGACAAUAUUUCUCGGAUCGCUGUCGACGAUGGCGACGUGAUGGAUCUGGGCCAGCUCAAAGAUGCUCAGCUAUCCGUCAUCGAUUCUACCUUUACGCAUCUGCCGCGACUUCAAGUGCUGGAGUUCCGAGCCUGGGCUCGUACCGACAAUGCCCACUACUUAGGAAACCUCAACAGCCUUGCUGUUUUUUGGGAGACAUUGGAGAAGGAUGGACCACCAACAACGAGCAAGGCGGCGCUAAGCGCUUACAUGAAUGCUAUGAUCGUGAAUAGCUACUAUCUGUCGGCAAAGAAUGCCAUGAGGAAAACACGUGUCAAUAUUACCAUCAAAGAGGCUCAGGAGAAGUAUACUGCAGGUCGACAGAACUUGCCCGACAAUGUCAGUCUGAAAGUGUGCAACAUGGUGUUGAGCAAGGCUCCAGGUGUCCUUCCGGUAUUGGGAGGAGCGAAAGAGGCAGUGCAGCAACGAAUGAAAGUUGCUGGUGCGACGCACAUCAAAGAUGAUAAUGUGCUAGAACGUCUGUCUUGGGACACGGACGAGUGGCACUGGAUCGAUCCUACCAACCCAAGAUCACUUGGUGAGAGGUAUCGCUAG